This is a messenger RNA of Nanorana parkeri, 1697 nucleotides long. It is a transcript of the gene MBOAT7, whose product is annotated as membrane bound O-acyltransferase domain containing 7. Gene Ontology annotation, molecular function: lysophospholipid acyltransferase activity. Lineage: Eukaryota; Metazoa; Chordata; Amphibia; Anura; Dicroglossidae. Gene Ontology annotation, cellular component: mitochondria-associated endoplasmic reticulum membrane contact site; membrane. Gene Ontology annotation, biological process: phosphatidylinositol biosynthetic process; lipid modification. The record is from RefSeq and is a predicted model, not a curated record. The coding region runs from base 114 to 1523 and encodes 469 amino acids. The transcript is spliced from 8 exons.
AGGUGGGAAGACUGCAUUUCCUUGUUGCCUCGGAUUUCUUAAUGAAUGACUACUCAUUAAACAGAGCCUGCAGCUGAUCUGGUUCGCAAGCAAAUAUUAGCAGGAGAUUCACUAUGUCCCCCGAGGAAAUAACGUAUCUUUGUGUUUUGCUGCUGUCCAUCCCUGUGGGAUUUCUCUUCAAGAAUGCAAGUUCACAUGUGAAACAACGGGGUGGAGCUGCUGCGGGACUGCUGCUUGCUCUGGUCACUUGUCACAUCCAUACCCUUCAUUCUGUCAUCACUAUCCUUGGGACAUGGCUUAUUGUGAAAAUUUCACCCAGAUCCUGCCAUUUCCCGGCGCUUGGCUGGACAUUUACUUACCUGCUGUUUUUCCGUACGGUGACCUAUUAUAACCUUCAAGCCCCCACUCCAUUUGCGAAUGCUUUACAGUUGCUGUUAACAUUGAAGCUUGUGAGCUUGGCAAAUGAGGCACAAGAAUUCAGCCGGGCCAGGAAGCGGGAAGUGGCUUCAUUUUCAAAUCCCUCAUCCAUUGGAAUGAUGACCAAGAUUCCCAGUCUGACUGAGGUUUUCUUGUACAGUUAUUGCUACAUUGGGCUAAUGACCGGGCCUUUCUAUCGAUACAAAACUUACCACGACUGGCUACAUCAAAUUAAUUCUCAAGACAUUCCAAGCUGGAAACCCAUGAUAGCCCGACUAAGGCCUGCCCCGGUAUUUGGUGUUCUGUUUCUUAUAGUCGCUUAUUACUUUCCCCUGGAUUAUGUUAAGAAGGAUGAGUUCUAUGACCGAUGUUUCCUGUUUCGCCUCUUUUACAUGGUCCCCAUCUUCUUCGUUUUUCGUAUGCGUUUUUAUGUUGCCUGGAUAUUUGCCGAAUGUGGUUGCAUUGCUGCUGCCUUUGGUGCUUACCCUGUUACUGCAAAAUCACGUUCUGGAGGAGGGCCAACUGUGGAAUAUUCUCCACUAGAAAGAAGUACAGAUGGAGUGAAAUAUGACAUUGAGUAUGACUAUGAGACAAUAAAAAACAUAGAUUGCUAUGGAGCAGACUUCUGUGUGAAGGUGAAGGAUGGAAUGCGUUGUUGGAACAUGACUGUUCAGUGGUGGCUCGCUCAGUACAUCUAUAAGAAUUCACCCUUCAAAUCCUUUGUUUUUGGGAGUGCGUGGACUAUGCUUAUCAGUGCUUACUGGCAUGGAAUCCAUCCUGGCUAUUACCUGAGCUUUUUGACUAUCCCCUUGUGUCUGGCAUCUGAAGGGAUGAUGGAUACGGGCUUGAGACGUCAUCUUGCUGAUUCUGGCAAACUGGUGUUUGACUGGGUGCACUGGUUCCUUAAGAUGAGAGCAUACGACUACAUGUGCAUGGGCUUCGUUCUUCUCACCUUCUCUGACACUGUGCGCUACUGGAGAUCUAUUUAUUUUGUUAUCCACAUUCUGGCUAUCUUAUUAGUCAUCUUAGGCUGGGUCCUGGCACUAAGAGAACCUAGUGUACCUGGAAACAACAAAAGAGAAAAAGAGGAUAAAAAGGAGAACUAGUUUUGAUUGAUAGGCUGGUACUAUUUCCAGUGUGACACUGACAUGGGUGUGUCAGCAAGCCACAGCAUUCUUGUUUUUGUGGUAAAUUGGAUUAAAUAAUUUGGACAUAUUCUGUGCUUCACUUGCUCCGAAAGACCUGUAUACAACAAUAGGUAGAUCCGCUUCCACAGCAUU